ACCUCUCCCUGCCACAGUAUUACCCCUCACAUUCGUUUUUAUGUGGUCAUCCGUCCGCCCUCUCAUUCCCCGCUUUGCUGGUAGUACAUAGCUCUCGGACCUUCCGCGCAAGAGUUACUCUACUAGUGCUUCUACUGGAUUGGCUCUCAUCUAUCUGUUUAUAUCAUUCCAACGUUUCUCUUGGUAUCUGUUGGUCGCUAAUACUAUGAGGGCGUAUGUACGUGCCUCCGUUAGCAUGAUCACUGCCUGGGUGGAAUGCGAUUUGGGAGGAGCCACUUGCGCUCGGCAACCGCCGUCGGUGGUUGCAAUGAACCAUGAUGAGUGCAAUUAUAGGUUGCCUUUCCCCGCAUCCCAAUGUCGUCCAGCGAGAGCGAUCCUUUGCUCCCCAUCGAGAGGCCGAGUGAAGAGCAAGAAGAUUGCUCAUCGAUUGCAAUAUGGCGCGAACGGGUGGGCGCUGCACUCGAGGCUCGUGCGCUACACUUGACGGUCAUCUUCCUGAUCGUCGUUGACGCCGCCUGCUCUCUCGCCGAUCUCUCCUACACCCUCCUCACGCCCGGCUGCACACCACCAGAAGAGGGCGCGCCCCUCUGGCUCGACGUCCUCUCCCACAUCUCCUUCGUCAUCACCACCCUCUUCCUCGUCGAAAUUCCGCUCUCCCUCUGGGCCUUCGGCUGGAGCUACUACAACCCGUUCGGGGACUACACGCACGCUGCGUUCCACUUCUUCGAUGCGGUGAUCAUCACGGUCACCUUCGUGCUGGAGGCCAUCCUGCGGGGGAAGGAACAGGAGCUUGCGGCGCUGCUGAUCUUCCUGCGGUUGUGGAGGCUGGUGAAACUGGUCGGAGGUGUCGCUGUGGGCGCAGGAGAGGUUGAUGAGCCAGACCAGAAGGCACUCGACGAGGCGAAGCAAGAGCUGCAAGCCUUAAGACAAGAGAAUGCCUCUCUGAGGCAACGAUUAUCGUCAUAUGAAUCGACCGAGUAAGGCGCUCGAGACGGUCACUCAGGACUAAACGGAUCGGUAUAUGCUCUGAGCAAACAGCGUUGCUUCAUCCUAAAGCAACCUAUGUAACAUGAUUUAUGCGCGCAGAGGAACAGAUGCUACUCAUGUAACGAGAUAGUCAGAUCCGCGGCUCGUGUACUACGACGUCAAGAACCGUUCUGAAGAGACCGGUCAGCUCGGGGUCCAGCAAGCCUGACGAGGAACACACCUGAGGUUCACUUUUGCGCCUGUCUCCGCAUCAGUGAGCGUCAGAGCAUCGAUGCAGUGUACGCCAGCGGACACCGCCAUGAAGUCCAUCCGUACACUUUGACAUGUCGAUGGGAGGAGCGGCCUG
Schizophyllum commune H4-8 is the source of this 1333-nucleotide messenger RNA. RefSeq lists its product as uncharacterized. The coding region runs from base 355 to 981 and encodes 208 amino acids. The transcript is spliced from 3 exons. Gene Ontology annotation, molecular function: voltage-gated proton channel activity. NCBI's taxonomy places the organism in Eukaryota, Fungi, Basidiomycota, Agaricomycetes, Agaricales, Schizophyllaceae. Gene Ontology annotation, biological process: proton transmembrane transport. The record is from RefSeq and is a predicted model, not a curated record. Gene Ontology annotation, cellular component: plasma membrane.